Cherax quadricarinatus is the source of this 5473-nucleotide messenger RNA. Its product is annotated as progesterone-induced-blocking factor 1. NCBI's taxonomy places the organism in Eukaryota, Metazoa, Arthropoda, Malacostraca, Decapoda, Parastacidae. Gene Ontology annotation, cellular component: centriolar satellite. The record is from RefSeq and is a predicted model, not a curated record. Gene Ontology annotation, biological process: cilium assembly.
UUGUCUUGGGAGGCAGGACAAAAGUGUAACUUUGGUGGCUCUUAACAACCCCAACAACAACUCUAUUUUCAUUUUUUAAAUCUAUUUAAUACAGUAAUGGGAAACCCGCUUUAUUAAUGUUUUAUAAUGGUGUGGUUUGUUAGUAAUUAAGGGUCAUUAUGGAAGCCUCAUGAAUGAUGUCUGGAGAGGCGAGUGCUGAAGUGUCCGUACCAACAGAUCUGACGGUGACCAGUGAUGGCGAGAGUGAAGAUGGACAUGCUGCAAGCAGAAGACAUGCUCGAGAGCUUCAGAAUUUGGCCUCGGAGAGGGCAGAGCUUCAGCGCAUUGUGCAGAAACAAAAGUUGGAACUACAAAGCAAAGAUGCUCAACUGGCAGCCUUUGCUAGAGAGCAUGAAGCAGCCAUUGCUAAGGCUGUCUCUCAGAAGGAUGACCAGAUUAGCUCCAAGCAGAUACAAGUCAACCGAUUGGAAGGGGAAUUAUCCCUUACAAAAGAGAAGCUGAACACACUUCGAGAGCGAGCUGCACGAGAGUUGGCUCAGUUAACACAGAAGUGUGCAGUCUUCCAGCAGAACCAGAAAAGAUUGGCCAUAAGGCAGGAUGAAUUACGAAACUCUCUUGCAAAUUUGAAGUUAACAGAAGAAGAAUUUGUUCAGCUUCGCCGCACUCCUGUUCAACAGUUAACUCUUCAGCAAUACACUGCACUGCGAGUGUACGAGCUGGUGUGGCCUUUGAGAGUCAAACUCACUGAAGCUGAGGCUCUAAAGUCAUCUUUGGAAAGUACACUCUUGGCAAAAGAGUCUAAUUUAAAAUUACAUAGUGAGCAAUGCCUCAAGUUGCAAAAAACUGUAGAGGAGCUACAGAGAAAAUCCGAGCAAUAUGCUAGUCAACUGAUGACCCUCAAAGAUGAGCAGAGAUCUGAUGAUUAUAAGGUUCGGAAUUAUCCAAGAGUUAAAACUGAGAGAGAUCGUCUGGAAGAGGAAAAGAAUGUGCUUACAAAAAGGGCACAUGAACUGGAAUUAGUGGUUGCAACUUUGAAAAAGGAUCACAGUGUUCUAGAAGAAAAGUAUGGUGAACUUAAGGGCAAAGAAAGAAAACAGGAAUAUGAUUUAAAUCAGCAUAGAGAUGAUGUGGUAAAUCUGAGGACCAAAUUGGAUAAAAUUACAGAAGAUUUAAGCUCUUCAAACAAACAGUUGCAGCUUGAAAGAGAGAGAAAUGAAGACUUGCAUGAGAAAUAUAUAGCCACUCGGGGAAGUGUCACCACCUUAACAGUGAGCUCUGAGGAAUAUCAACAUAACAUUAAGCUGCUUAGAGAGAAGCUUCAGUCAUGUACUUCACAGUGUUCUAGUCUACAGGAGAAGAUCACUCUAUUGUCUGAAAAGAAUGAUGCAUUAUGCACUGAAGUUCAGAGGUCAAAAAUAAAAUAUAAUGCAGAAACACAAGCUCUUGACACUGAAAUUCAAGAAUUAAAAGCAAGUCUGGCAUCACUGUCAAAAAAUAGAGAUAAUUUGCUUGAUGAAAACUCCAAACUUCAUCGAGAAAUUCAAGUUCUGGAAACCUCUUACCAAGAAGUUAAAAGUGCAAGGGAAAAGGAAACAUCAGCCUUAAACCAAGAGCUGCAAAAAGUCAAGAAUAUUUUGACUGGGUAUGAGGGAUUAGAAAUAGAAUAUGAAAAAAAUAUAAAAACUGCUGCAGCACUACCUGAAGCUGAGGCAAAUAAAGCAUUAGACAAAAUGCUUCCCAGUUUAAAGUUAACUGGGAACAAAGCUCUAGAACAAAGUAUUCAGCUUACUAGAAGGGUGCUCUUCUUGGAGCGGCAAAAUACAGAAGCUUGCACUACUGUUAGGAAGCUGUCCGAUGCUUUAGAACACCUCAAGAACACUGUUGCUUCUUACAAGACUGCCAUAACAUUGGCUGGACAGCCCUCUGCAAGUCUUCUCGAGCGUAUCGCAUCCCAGGAUGAUCAGAUAACAACAUUGCAGUCUGCACUUCAACAUAAUUCUGUGAUAAAGAGCACAUUAGAAGAGGAAAAUAAAACACUAACAAGAGAUGUGAUUAAACUUAAACAUGAGCUGGACAGCAUGAUAGAAAAAACAAGUGAAAUAAGUGCAAUAAAACAGCAACUUCAGUGUGUGUUACAAGCUCUGCCGCAAGUGUCACUCAGCCAACCUCAAACAUACUUUAAAGGUAGCCAUGAUAUGUCACACCUUGCUCCUAGGCAAUCAGGAGAUAACACUGGUAGAUCUAAUGAAGAAACAGAUCCACACUCAACCAGAGCCAUUAUUAUUACAGAAGAUAUUAGAAAAGGUAGAUUUUAGUCCUUUUAUAAUUAAGGUAUAAAUAACAAAAUAAGGUAUAUUUUAGAAGUGUUGUUACAGUAAUGGUAAAUUUUAGUCCUCUUCCUACAAUAGGUAGAUUUUAAUCCUCUUCCUACAAUAGGUAGAUUUUAGUCCUCUUCCUACAACAGGCAGAUUUUAGUGUCUUCCUACAAUUGCUGACUUGGACUGAUUUUGUCCCAGGGUGACACAAUUAUGGAAAUCUCCAAAUAAUGGAAAUUGUUAAAUUCUCGUGUGAAAAGGAAAAAAAUCUAGAUCGUAAAGUAAGUCCAGAUUUAAAACAGAUGCUCUUAUUCAUAAAAUCUAGAAUUUUGUUGACUUUAAUAUUCUGAACUGAAGUUUUUGGAAGCUAGUCUCCUAUUUGGCAAGUUUUGAAUGUGGAAAAAGCUUAGAAUUUCAAGUUUAAUAUUUUUGCUUUUGAUAGGAAACUUUGAAAUUUUUCGAAGUACAGAACAGUAUUCAAAUUUAAGAUUUCAGAAAACAUUCUCUCUUACAGUAUGGUAUUAAGAAAAUUUUGAGUUGAAAGGAAGACUUUUUCCAAAAUUUAAGAAUUUUUAGAUAUAGGGGAUUUGGAAGCACAAAAUGAAUUAUAUUUUCCAAAAUUUAGAGAAUUUCAAUUCUUUUUUUUUUGACUGACGAGUUUAAAAUGUAUUACAAUACUGUACUGUUAUGCACUAUUCAGAGUUUAGAUAUCAUGGUGUAUUUAUUAAAAAAUGUCUUUGACUUUGGAGACAAAGCUGUAGCAUUAUCCUGGACCAUUACAGUGUCACUUGAUAAUGUUCCAGGAUGAACCAAAAUAUUGUCUGAAUUUACUGUUCCAAAGUGUGGGAUAUUUGUGAAUUGUUUUAUCAAUGGUAUUGUAACUUAUUCUGUGUCAUGUUAAAUUUUUAAUAAUGCAAGUCCUUGUAGCUAGCAUAUAAAUACCACCAGUGAUUAAUUAUUAUUUAUUUAUUUAAUGACAAUAUAAUACAUAUAGUAUUUUAAUUCUUCUUAACCCGUAAACGGUCCAAGCAGAUAUAUGUUCACAUGUGUAGUGCUACAAAAGUAGAUCUACGUUUUUUUACACAUUUUCAAAUACAGUGGACCCCCGCCUAACGAUCAGCUCCCAAUGCGACCAAUUAUGUAAGUGUAUUUAUGUAAGUGCGUUUGUACGUGUAUGUUUGGGGGUCUGAAAUGGACUAAUCUACUUCACAAUAUUCCUUAUGGGAACAAAUUCGGUCAGUACUGGCACCUGAGCUUAUUGCUUGGGUAGCAUUUGUUCUGCUAGUGGGUUGGAUUUGUGAAGGACCUGCCUAGUAUGGGCCAGCAGGCCUGUUGAAGUGUUCCUACUUUCUUAAGUUCUUAUGUAACAUCACACUUACCAGUAGGGUGAUCGAGGCUAGGACCUUGGGUAGCUUUCAGAAGAGAUUGGACAAAUAUACGAGUGGGAGGAGCUGAGUUUGAUUUGUGUCAUUGGGUAUGGGAGUUGGAAAUAAAUGGUAUAAAAUACUGACACAACGGAAAUAUAAACACAUAUGCAGUAUAAUGUGAUCCUUUAUUGACUACGUUUCGCCCACACAAUGGGCUUUUUCAAGUCACAAACAGAUCUACCUGGGGUGGAAGGGACGCGAGUAUAUUUAUAGUCAGGUUCAGAAUGCUGAGGUCAGGUGGAGAAUGCUGCAUCUGAUGAUGUACCGAGUGGGGUUAUAGAGGCUAAAAUCUUGGGUAGCUUGGAAAUGAGAUUGGAUAAGUUUGUGAGCAGACCUUCUUCAGUGUUCUUCCAUUCCUGUGUUCUUAUGUGGGAUAGCGAUGAAGAAGUUUCUUGGCAAGUGGUUCAGCUAUGUUAUAGAAGCCACUAUUCUGGUUGAAGUUGUCGGAUAUAGAAAUAAGUGAUGAUUCCAGGAUUCUUCGGUAUGGGAGUUAUUUCUUGGGUAGCUUUAGGUAGAGGUUGUUUUGAUAAGGACCUGCCUCGCAUGGGCCAGUAGGCUUUCUGCAGUGUUCCUCCAUUCUUAUGUUCUUAUAAACAAUGGCACACUGGCUGGGAAAGGAGUGUGAGGGGGGCUCGGGGCUGUGUGUACCUGUCCCGGACGAACUACUACAUAUUUACGAGUCAAUGUACGAUUAGCGAGCCCAUGUUUAUGCAAAAAUAUCCCUAUGAUUUCCGAAAUCUACGAUUCUCGAAAACUAUGGUUAUCGAGGGACCACUGUAUAACACAAAAAAAAAGAUCAAAGUUUUUUUACACAUUUUCAAAUGUAAAACAAAAACAAAAAGAAGAUAUACUUUUUUUACAUACUUUCAAAUGUUGAAAAAACGUAUAUAUACGUUUGGACCAUUUACAGGUUAAAGUUGACAUUGUUAGUCCACAUUGUUAGGCAUUGUUGCUAAGACAAUUUUUUUAUAACAUUUGAAAGGUUCUUCAGUGACAUGCAGAACAUUUACAUUCAGUUUAAUAACUCAGAAACAAUAGUAAUAUUUAAAUUCCAAUGAACUAUCAAGGCCUAAGGUUAAGUUUCAGUGUUAUUAUUUAUUAUCUAAAGGUCGUCCUCGAAAGGGUUGGAGAGAGGGGGUAAAGGAGGUUUUGUGGGCAAGGGGCUUGGACUUCCAGCAAGCGUGUGUGAGCGUGUUAGAUAGGAGUGAAUGGAGACGAAUGGUACUUGGGACCUGACGAUCUGUUGGAGUGUGAGCAGGGUAAUAUUUAGUGAAGGGAUUCAGGGAAACCGGUUAUUUUCAUAUAGACGGACUUGAGUCCUGGAAAUGGGAAGUACAAUGCCUGCACUUUAAAGGAGGGGUUUGGGAUAUUGGCAGUUUGGAGGGAUAUGUUGUGUAUCUUUAUACGUAUAUGCUUCUAAACUGUUGUAUUCUGAGCACCUCUGCAAAAACAGUGAUAAUGUGUGAGUGUGGUGAAAGUGUUGAAUGAUGAUGAAGGUAUUUUCUUUUUGGGGAUUUUCUUUCUUUUUUUUUGGGUCACCCUGCCUCGGUGGGAGACGGCCGACUUGUUGAAAAAAAAAAAAAAUUAUACAAGGACUAGUAGGGCAAAAGUAAUGGAAGAAGAGAGUGGCUCAAGCAAGAGAGACAUAGCUGAACAAAGCAGAAUAUACAGGUAAACUAAAUAUAAUUUUUCAAAAUAAUGAGCUUAAUAAAAAAUAAAUAUACAAAAUCU